Messenger RNA from Aureobasidium subglaciale EXF-2481, 1689 nucleotides. RefSeq lists its product as uncharacterized. Gene Ontology annotation, molecular function: protein binding. The transcript is spliced from 3 exons. The record is from RefSeq and is a predicted model, not a curated record. The coding region runs from base 393 to 1328 and encodes 311 amino acids. NCBI's taxonomy places the organism in Eukaryota, Fungi, Ascomycota, Dothideomycetes, Dothideales, Saccotheciaceae.
GCGACGACGAAACCGACAUUGCCGGGAUUGGCAAGAAGACUUCAUCGCCAUGUUCGAUACGAUAUGUACGCUACCGCUAUCCUCGGAGCUGUUUGCGCAGGCUCUCCACCCGACGGCCCCUUUGGUGGCUGUAGGACUUAGCUCCGGACAUGUCGCGACUCUCAGACUGCCGCCAGUCGAGGGUGACGGCGAGGACGAGGCCGAAGCUGAAGCAGCCGCGACUGGACGUGGACAAGUCGAGGCAGCAUGGCGUACACGCAGACACAAGGGCAGCUGCAGAAGUCUGGGCUACAGUCUUGACGGCAGCACCCUCUUCAGUGCUGGUACCGACGGCAUCGUCAAGGGCGCUGACAGCGUGACUGGCAAGGUCGUCACCAAGAUCGCCAUUCCUCAUGAUCCCUCGCUCAACCGACGACAUUGACGAGCCUUCAAUCCUCCACAUCCUCAGCCCUCAGACCUUCCUCCUCGCGACCGACAGCUCCGCCCUCCACCUCUACGAUACCCGCGAGGCCAACUUCUCCACCUUCUCCUCCACUCGCCCUUCUCAAACCCACCACCCCCACGAAGACUACAUCUCCUCCUUGACACCACUUCCCGCUUCUGAAAGCAGCACAUCUGGCUACAGCAAACAGUGGGUCACAACCGGUGGUACUACUCUCAGUGUCACCGAUCUGCGUCGCGGCGUCUUGGUCCGCAGUGAAGACCAAGAAGAGAUCCUGCUGUCAUCUUGCUUUGUAUCUGGCCUGCCUGCCCGCAAGACCAGUUCAUCAAAGGGAGAAAAGCUAGUCGUUGGUGGUGGAGAUGGUGUACUCACACUCUGGGAACGCGGCGUCUGGGACGACCAAGACGAGCGCAUCACCGUCGACCGCAGCGCUGGUGGUGGUGAGAGUCUGGAUGUCAUCCGCGUUCUGCCCCCAGACGUUGGUCCUGGCGGCAAGGUUCUCGCUGUGGGUAUGGGCGAUGGCAAAGUCCGCUUCGUCAAGCUCGGCCCCAACAAGGUCAUCUCAGAGAUCACACACGACGAUGUGGAAGGAGUCGUUAGUCUGGACUUUGACGUCGCAGGCAGACUCAUCACAGCAGGUGGCAGCACCAUCAAGGUCUGGCACGAGAUGCUAGAAGAGGACCAGCACGCCUACGUGGAUGGUGACCUUAAGAGAGAAGCAGAGGACAGUGAUGCAGGCAGCGACGACAGCGAUGACAGCGACAUGGGUAGCGACGACAGCAGCGACGAAGAGACCACCCGCAAGCGCAGAAAGAAGAGAAAGCGUUCAAAGGGCAAGGACAAGUCUGGUGCAAAGAGCAUGGGUUCCUUCAAGGGCCUGGACUAGAAAAUACGGCUUAAUGGACAAGAUGAUCAAAAGACGAACGAGAUCACGAAAAGACGACGAGAAGAGCAUAUCUCUUGGUCUUUGUACAAGAUACCCAAAAACCAAAAUCAAUUGCCGACUAAAGGCUACGAGCAAUCGCCUAGUCCACAUCUUCAUCCAUCCCACUCUUUCCCUUGACACACAUCUAAUCCCCAUAAUCUGUCUGUCCACCACACCACAGAUCCCCAGCCGCGCAGAGCGCCCACUCAGCCAAAGCGCCAGAUCUGUGUUUGGAAAAAUAAGCCGGACAGCAAUAUGACGCUUUCUUUCCAUUCAUACAUUGCUUUCCUUCCACUCAAGUAUGUCCUGAUAUACUCUCCGC